AUGCGUUCUCCAAUUAAUUUCUUAUAUGAGCCUUUCUCCAGCGGCAGCAGUGCGAUGCAGAACUAUGACCUUGAUCUAAAGUGCACUAAAUGUGGUGCCUUUUAUUCAAUGGAUUGUUCACUGCGAGAGCAGAAGGUCUGGUCUUGUCUAUUCUGCAGCCAAUCAAACCCAGGAGUUAGAUUACCGCUGGUGCUGCCGAACCCCUACACAUUGACUUCUGUGAAGGAAGAAGCACUUGAAAGAAGAACCAUUAUGAUUAUAGACGCUAUUUGCGAUCCUCAUGAGCUGGAUCAUUUAGUUUCCAUUCUAUGUAAUAGUUACAUUGCAAAUGAACAAGAGCCAUUAUCGAUAAUUACUAUCCAGCAAUCAGGUCAUGUGGUUUUACACAGUGCUGUGAAUCACAAACAUGAUGCUGUGUUUUCAAUAAAUGAAUUUAUGACCAAAUAUAAACUUGACAAAUUAAAUGCCAGUUACUUUGAGAAAAAAAUCACGGAGAAUAAUCAAGAGUCAUACUGGUUUGGUAAGUCUACUCACGGUUCGUUAAGAAAGCUACUAAAAGAAAUUUGCAAAAGUGCUAGCAAAGCGAAUAUCAAUUCUGGACGGGACAAGCGUUGUACCGGAUUAGCGUUGUUCAUUUCCUCCGUAUUGGCGUCUCGGUACAGUUUGUCAGGUUACAGCCACAUAGUCUCGUUCUUGAAUGGUCCAUGUACUAAAGGUAGCGGCAAAGUCAUGACAAGGGAACGUGGUGAAAGCAUGAGACAAAACCAUCAUUUUGAAUCUAAAAGUCCACAAUUCCAACUAUCCAAAAUUUCGACAAAAUUCUAUAUGAAAAUGUUCGAGAAAUUUGGAAAACAAAAUUUGAUCUAUGAGUUUUUUAUUGCUUCAUUGGAUCAAAUCGGUGUACUGGAAAUGGGUCCAUUAAUAACCUCGUCAAUGGCAGUUUCUCAGUUUGAUUCAUUUAAUGAUGAGAGGUUCAAAAAAUCUUUUCGGAAGUAUCUGAGCUUGCGUGACCACGACGCCAUUUAUAAUUGUCAAUCAAAGCUAAUAACCGCAAAGAACGCUAUUGUCGUAAAUGAAUUCCCCAAAUAUAGUUUAAAUCCUAAAAAUCUUUCUCUACCGGUAGAAAUCCCAGUGGAUCGCAAUUCAACUGAAGUUCUUAUACAGUUUCAGACUACGUUUGAAAAUAAAUCGGAAAAAUGUAUAAAAAUUGAAACCUUUUUACUGCCAAAGACUAGUGACUCAUUUUGGAUACAAAAUGAAAUUGUGUUCUCAAUGAAAAAAAUAGCCUCACAAAUAAUCAAUGGUUUCACCUACUCAUCUAGGCAGGCCAAAGGACUGAUGAAACAAUUGUUCCUAUUACCAAGCCAAUUCCGGGGAAUGGACUUAGAUGUGGUUAAGCUUAUAGAGUGGUGUUAUUAUAUAUAUAGGUCACCAAUAUUAUCGAUCAGGAAUACUUCGCCUGACGAGAGGUACCUUUUUCUUCAUCAAAUAAUAAACGCUAAUAAAGAUACAUGUCUUUCACUAUGUAAACCUUUCAUUUGGAGUUACAGUGGUUCGAAACACGACUGGACCGUAUCGAAUAUUCUACUAACAAGAGCCCAGGUACUCCAAGAUAAUAAAACUACCUUUUGUGUAGAUGGUGGCUCGUACUUAGCUUUAAGAAAGGGUGAACUUUUUCAAAAGGAAGGUCGCGAGCUCUGUUGCAAAAUUUUGAAUAAUUUGCAAAGGUUUCCGCAACCAUUAUAUGUUGAAACUAAAACUGGAGGCAGUCAAGACCGUUUCUUGAAAAGCAAAAUCAUUCCAUUGGACACCACUGACAAGGAAACUCUUGGCACAGAGGAUAUGACAUUCGGUGAAUUUUUCAACUUAUUCACCGUCUCAAAUAGAAGCAAAUAG
This is a messenger RNA of Saccharomyces paradoxus, 1896 nucleotides long. RefSeq names its product GTPase-activating protein NEL1 (gene NEL1). The transcript has a single exon. Lineage: Eukaryota; Fungi; Ascomycota; Saccharomycetes; Saccharomycetales; Saccharomycetaceae. Gene Ontology annotation, molecular function: GTPase activator activity. Bases 1 to 1896 code for a protein of 631 amino acids. Gene Ontology annotation, biological process: intracellular protein transport; endoplasmic reticulum to Golgi vesicle-mediated transport; COPII-coated vesicle cargo loading. Gene Ontology annotation, cellular component: COPII vesicle coat; endoplasmic reticulum exit site. The record is from RefSeq and is a predicted model, not a curated record.